AUGUUAAUUUGGGCCAUACGAAAAUAUUUCAUCGCCAAUUUCAAACAACCGCCACUGUCAUCGUCGAUAAAUAAAAUUGCAGGAACAUACAGCACCAUCUCCUCCGCCUCCAACUCCGCCAACUCCUCCUCGUUUUCCUCGCAAAGCCAAUUCAUAUUCAACGCCCAGGCCUAUCAAGAUUACCAAAAUCCAGCGGAAAAGAUGUCGCAGUUGAGCGAUCAGUACACUAUUCUUGCCGAUGACUCCCAGGUGAGCAAGCCGAUUAUUGACGACAGGCAUUACCGUUUUUUGAAACUCAACUCCAACGACUUGAGGGUGCUCUUGAUCCAUGACCCGCAGGCAGACAAGUCGGCGGCGGCACUAGACGUGAAUGUUGGUUCUUUUGCAGACAAAAACUAUAGCAUCCCGGGGCUAGCUCAUUUUUGCGAACACUUGUUAUUCAUGGGCACGGAAAAGUACCCCAAAGAGAAUGAGUACUCGAGCUUUUUGUCGAAGCACUCGGGGAAUUCAAAUGCUUACACUUCGUCGGAACACACCAACUACUACUUUCAAGUCGGCUCGGAUUAUUUGGAAGGAGCCUUGGACAGGUUUGCUCAGUUUUUCAUUUCGCCCUUGUUCAGCAAGAGCUGCAAAGACCGAGAAAUCAAUGCGGUUGACUCUGAAAACAAAAAGAAUUUGCAGAAUGACAACUGGAGGUUGUACCAGUUGGACAAGCUGAAGAGUAACCCAAAGCACCCCUACAAUGGAUUCUCGACUGGGAACUAUCAAACGUUGCACGUUGAGCCCGAACUGCGCGACGUCAAUGUGCGAGACGUGUUGAUGAAGUUCCACAAGGACAACUACUCGGCCAAUUUGAUGAGUUUGGUUAUAUUGGGCAAGGAGGACUUGGACACGUUGUCGGCGUGGGCGAUUGAAAAAUUCUCACCUAUUCUAAAUAAGCAAUUGCCACGGCCCCAUUACGGAGGCAAGUUGAUCUAUGAACAAGAGCAGUUGGGAAAGUUGCUCAAGGCCAAGCCCGUGAAGGAAUUGCACCAGUUGGAGCUCAGUUUCAUGAUCCCCGAUGAUUUGGAGGACAAGUGGGACUGCAAGCCGCAGGGCUAUUUUUCCCAUUUGCUAGGACACGAGAGCGAGGGUUCCAUCUUGCACCAUACCAAGGCCAAAGGUUGGGUCACCGAGUUAUCGUCAGGGAAUAUGAAGGUUUGCCAGGGCAACUCGGUGUAUAUGCUCGAGUUCCAGCUUACUCCUAGUGGAUUGGAAAACUGGGAAAAGGUUGUAGUCACGGCAUUUGAGUACCUUGAGCUUAUCCUCAAAGAUGAGCCCAAGAGGGAGAUUUGGGACGAAAUCAGAAAUAUCUCAGAGGUCAACUUCCGGUUCAGGCAGAAAAUCGAUGCGUCGUCAACUGUUUCUCAGAUGAGCAGCACGUUGUACAAAUUUGACAAUUUCAUCCCAGCGGAAAACUUGUUGAACUCGUCUGUCCUACGCAAGUUUGAUCCAGAGGCAAUCAAGGAGUUUGGUCGAUACUUGAACCCUGACAACUUCCGCAUCUCGUUGGUGUCGCAGAACUUGACCGAUUUGACUAGGCGUGAAAGAUGGUACGGUACGGAAUACGAGUUUGAGGACAUGUCAAAGGAGUUGUACGAUUCAAUACUGCAUCCACAGCCUAACAAACAUCUCCACUAUCCCGAGCCAAACCCUUUUGUGCCAACGAAUUUCGAGAUUUCGAAAAGAAAAGUGGCAAAGCCUCAGAUUGCACCGUACUUGAUUACUCACGAUGAAAAGACCCACGUCUGGUUUAAGCAAGAUGACCAGUUUGAAGUUCCAAAGGGAACGAUUGAAGUUGUGUUUCACCUCCCUAGUUCCAAUGCCGAUCUUGUUUCUGCUACAAAGUCGGCUGUCUUUGUAGAGAUGUUGACUGAUCAUCUCAACCAAAUCACCUACUAUGCUUCCUUGGUUGGAUUGAAAGUUGGCAUCAACACCUGGCGUGACGGGUUUGCCAUUGUGGUUACUGGGUAUAACGACAAGUUGCCUCUCUUGCUUGGCCAAGUAUUGGACAAUUUUUUCAACUUCGAGCCCGACGCAAGCCGGUUCGAUCCAAGCAUAUUCAAGCUUUUGAAGGAGUUUAAAAACUUUGGCUACCAGGUCCCUUAUUAUCAAAUGAGCUCGCUCCAUUUGCAAUUGGUUAAUGAAAAAGUGUACGAGCACGAGGACCGUAUCAGAGUGUUGGAGGAGUUGAAGUUUGACCACAUUAAAGAGUUUGUCAGUAGAUCCAUCUGGGACGCUGGUGUCUUUGCUGAAGUGUUGAUUCAUGGUAACUUUGACAUUAAAGAUGCCAAUGAGAUAAAAGAAGUGAUCAACAAUCACAUUGCUUCGAUUAGGCCAAUUGACGAUGGCAGCAGCUUGGACCAUGAGGACAAGUUGCACUUGCAAAACUUUGUCUUGCAACCAGGCGAGGUUGUUCGCUACGAAAAAACACUCAAGGACCAGGACAAUUUGAACUCGUGCAUCGAGUACUACUUGCAGUUUAGCCCGCACAAUGACGACGCGAGAUUGCGUGUGUUGAUUGACCUUUUGGCCGUGACUAUACGCGAGCCGUGCUUUGACCAAUUGAGAACCAAAGAGCAGUUGGGAUACGUGGUGUUUUCUGGGUUGAAAAAAGGUAGAACCUCGUUAGGGUUCAGAAUACUCGUGCAGUCAGAACGUCCCAGCGCUUAUUUGGAGUACCGAAUCGACGAGUUUUUGCUAAAAUUUGGCAAGUUUGUCAACUCUGAGUUGACCGAAGAGGAUUUUGCCAAGUUCAAAAACGCUUUGAAGGACUUGAAGUUGCAGAGAAUCAAGCACCUCUCAGAAGAGACCAAUAGAUUAUGGAACUCCAUCACCGAUGGAUACUAUGACUUUGACUCGAGACUGAAACACGUGUCGAUAUUGCAAAGCGUGACCAAGGCGGAGUUUAUCAAAUUUUAUAACGAGUACCUUGGCGACAGGCUGAUGCAAAAGACAGGCAAGUUGAUCAUCCACUUGAAGUCGCAGGUUGAUGCCCAAGUGAGUGAGAAUAAGCGGAUCCAAAGUGCCUUGGCCAAUUAUUGCUACAAGCACGGAGCAACGGUGGAUCACGAGUUUAUCGAUAAGCUCUCCUCGGACAAUCUUGCUAUCGAGUCGGUUGUCGAGCAGUUUGCUCACGAAGUCGAGCGUAACGGAGGCGGGAAACCGACAAACUAUCAGGAGUUUUGCAACCAGAUUCAAUCUUUGAUUGAAGAGCCGAUACCGGCGAAUUACCCAACGGGGCAAUUGGUGAGAUCCGUGGAUGAGUUUAGAGACGCACGCUCAACAGGUGGCUUCCCCAAGCCUGUUUGCGCGUUGUCUAAAUUCUAUUACGAACACUCCCAUUUAUAG
This is a messenger RNA of Lodderomyces beijingensis, 3390 nucleotides long. The record is from the annotation of a GenBank genome assembly. NCBI's taxonomy places the organism in Eukaryota, Fungi, Ascomycota, Pichiomycetes, Serinales, Debaryomycetaceae.